AUUUGGGGAGGUUAUACCACACAGAAUUUUUUAAAGUUUCUUUAGUAAUUACUGUGCAUAGUACAUAAUUUCAUCACUUUUUGGAGACAUGGUCUCCCUGUGUUCAGGAUGGCCUUGAACUCUUGAUCCUCCUGCCCAAAGUGCUGGACUUACAGGCAUCAUCCUAUUUUACUACUUUAUUUCAGAAGAAACCAGUGAGUAGCCACAUUUCAAAAACAAGCAAGUAGACAUUCACAGAGACUUGGUUAAGUUCCACAAUUAUUAACUAGCAAAGCAGAGUACCUCCUAAUAUUUUCUGUUUUGUUUUUUCUUAUUUGACAUGUGAGAGAGUCCUCAUUCUGUCCAUCUCCAGGCAGGUGACCUUGCAACAAUAUUAUGCUGUUUUCUAUCAUUAGAUAUUAUCUGUCAUACUCACAUUGCUCACCAGUCUCUCCUGUGUUCAGAAAUAGCAAUGCUCCCCUUGGCCUGUAGUCCUAUUUUCUUAUAAACUGACAAUCCCUCUUUGGGGGUUUAUAACCCAACUAUUAUUAUAGCUGUGACUUAACUAAAUCUCAGUUCUAAAAAAUGUUGGAUUCUGGGCAUGGUAGAACAUGUCUUUAAUUCCAGCACUUAGGAGGCACAUACAGGGCGAUCUCUAUGAGUUUGAGACCAGCCUAUUAUACAAUGAAAGUUCCAUGACAGCCGAGGCUGCAUAGAGAGACCCCUGUCUCAGAAGAUGGAGGAGGAGAGGAGCAGGAGGAGGAGGAAGGGGUGGAGGAAGAGGUUUGGAACAACAUCUGUUUCUCAUUCGUAAGAUAGGGAGUCCUCAGCAAUCCUAGGACCUAGAUUCUAAUACCUCAUCUAUAGAUGAGGAAAGUAAGGUGGAGAGGGUAAAUAAAUUUCCCAAGGAUCACAACUGUUUCUGUGGUUCACCACAAUAAAAUAUAUAAUUCCCAAAAUCUUCUGUUUCUAGAAAAAUGCAUGCACACAUAUGUAUGUAUUUCUUGCAUCUAUUUUUCCUCCUGGGUGUUAUUUAAAUAUGUACCCUUUGUUCAAAGCUCAAUUAGCAUUACUGAAAGCGUCUCCACCAAUGUCAUUUCUCCUGUGUGGCUUUCGGGCAGUUGUCUGCCCCAGAAGGCAAAGCAGUAGGAGAGGUAAUGCAGCCUUACCUUGCCCGCUGCCAGAUACAGGCAGCUUUAGGCUUUUUACAUCCAUUUUCAUCCCACAAAAUGUUAAGAUACAGUGCGAACACAUGGCGGCGCUGUAGGAUAAGAAAGAAAAACUAGAAGGCAGCUGUGGCUCCAUUAACAGGAUAAAAAAAAAAAGAAAAGAAAAGGGAAAGAAGAAACCUUCUGAAGCCUGGAAGCCCAGAGAAGCUCUGACACUUCAGACAGGAGUUCUGUGCCCUCAGGAAUGGACUGGAAUAAUUCUCAGGUAUCUAGUGAAUAACUACAGUACCAGAUACCAGGGAGAAUUUACAGUUUUGCUGAAACAUCCUCCAGGACGCUGCACCACCACAAACAAUGGAGGCCAGCAGGAAGCUCCCUUGCAGACAAAGGCAAGUCCCUUUUUUCUUUUUCCUAUUAGGAUUGUCUCUGGCAAGUGCCGGGGAACUGAGGCGCUAUUCUGUGGUGGAGGAAAGGGAGGGUAGGUCCUUUGUAACCAAUUUAGUAAAUGACCUAGGUCUCAGGCAGCUGGAGCUCUCCAGACGAGGGGUUAAGGUCGUUUCGAAAGGGAACAAACUACAUUUGCAGCUGGAUCAGGAGACGGGGGAUUUGCUAUUAACUGAGAAAGUGGACCGAGAGGAACUGUGUGGGCAUACAGAGCCAUGCCUGCUGCGUUUCCAAGUGCUGCUUGACAAUCCCUUAGAUAUUUUUCAAGCUGAGCUGGAAGUUACAGACAUAAACGACCAUUCUCCAGCAUUCCUGGACAAAGAAAUCAUGCUAAAGAUAUCAGAAAGCAGUCUUCCUGGGACUACAUUUCCUCUGAAGAAUGCUCAGGACAUGGAUGUGGGUCAAAAUGGCAUUGAUAACUACAUUGUCAGUUCCAAUUCCUAUUUCCACGUGCUUACUCGAAAACGCAGUGAUGGCAAGAAAUAUCCUGAGCUGGUUCUAGACAGAGUAUUGGACAGAGAGGAGGAAGCUGAGCUCAGGCUAAUCCUCACAGCACAGGAUGGCGGCUCUCCACCUAGGUCUGGCACCACUGAGGUCCACAUUGAAGUCCUGGACUUCAAUGACAAUGCUCCCCAAUUUGAGCAGCUUUUUUAUAGGGUACAGGUCCCUGAGGAUAGUCCAAUAGGCUUUCUGAUCACCACUGUCUCAGCUACAGAUAAGGACAUAGGAGUCAAUGGAGAGAUCUCCUAUUCGCUUUUCCAGGCUUCAGAUGAUAUUAGCAAAACCUUUUCGAUCCAUCCCUUGACAGGGGAAGUGCGAUUGAAAGAGCAACUUGAUUUUGAAAAGACUCAGUCCUAUGAAGUCAAUAUUGAGGCCAGAGAUGCUGGAACCCUUUCUGGAAAAUGCACGAUUCUGACACAAGUCAUGGAUGUGAAUGACCACGCUCCAGAGAUUAUCCUGUCUGCGUUUACCAACCCCAUCCCAGAGAAUUUGCCAGAAACUAUGGUGGCAAUUUUUAGCGUUUCUGAUCUAGAUUCAAAAGAAAACGGAAAAACAAGCUGUUCCAUUCAGGAUGAUCUACCCUUCUUCCUAAAGCCUUCUGGGGAAAACUUUUACACGCUAUUAACACAAAAACCACUGGAUAGAGAGACUAUAGCCGAGUACAACAUCACCAUCACAGUCACUGACAUGGGCACACCCAGGCUCACAACCCAGCACACCAUAACAGUGCAGGUCUCUGACAUCAAUGACAACGCCCCCGCCUUCACCCAAACCUCCUACACCCUGUUUGUCCAGGAGAACAACAGCCCCGCCCUGCACAUAGGCACCAUCAGUGCCACAGACUCAGACUCAGGUUCCAAUGCCCACAUCACCUACUCUCUGCUGCCCACCCAAGACCCUCAGCUGGCCCUCAACUCGCUCAUCUCCAUCAACGCAGACAAUGGGCAGCUGUUCGCGCUCAGGGCGCUAGACUACGAAGCCCUGCAGGCCUUCGAGUUCCACGUGGGCGCCACAGACCAAGGCUCUCCUGCGCUCAGCAGCCAGGCGCUGGUGCGAGUGCUGGUGCUGGACGCCAACGACAAUGCGCCCUUCGUGCUCUACCCGCUGCAGAACGCCUCUGCACCCUGCACAGAGCUGCUGCCCAGGGCGGCAGAGCCAGGCUACCUGGUCACCAAGGUGGUGGCAGUGGACCGCGACUCUGGACAGAAUGCCUGGCUGUCCUUCCAGCUGCUCAAGGCCACGGAGCCCGGGCUGUUCAGCGUGUGGGCUCACAAUGGCGAGGUGCGCACCUCCAGGCUGCUGAGUGAGCGCGAUGCUCCCAAGCACAGGCUGCUGCUGCUGGUCAAGGACAAUGGAGAUCCUCCAAGGUCUGCCAGUGUCACUCUGCAUGUGCUGCUGGUGGAUGGCUUCUCUCAGCCCUACCUGCCUCUGCCAGAGGUGGCGCGCGACCCCGCCCAUGACAAUGAGGACUUGCUCACUCUGUACCUGGUCAUUGCCUUGGCUUCUGUGUCUUCUAUUUUCCUGUUGUCUGUGCUGCUGUUUGUGGGGGUGAGGCUGUGCAGGAGGGCCAGGGCGGCCUCUCUGGGUGGCUGCUCUGUGCCUGAGGGCCACUUUCCUGGCCACCUGGUGGAUGUCAGUGGGGCAGGGACCCUGUCCCAGAGCUACCAGUAUGAGGUGUGUCUGAGGGGAGACUCUGGGACAGGUGAGUUCAAAUUCCUGAAACCAAUUUUACCUAAUUUCCAAGACCAUCCUCUUGGACCAGAAAUGGGAGGAAAUUCCAACUGCAGGAACGACUUGGGUUUUGGCAUUUAGUUAAAAUAACUAUUUGUUUUGUUUUGUUUUUAACAUGGGUAGUGUUUUUUUUUUUUGUUUGUUUGUUUGUUUGAAACUCAAGCCACUGUUCUUGCUGUGCCCAUUUUGAAAAUUUGAAGCAUGCUGAAAACUUGUUUUCAGGAUAUUCUGGCCAUGGUUUUAGUGAGAGUAUCUGGUCUUUUCUCCAGAGUGGAAGAUGAAAUGUUCUAAUCUUGUCUCUCUAACGUGUCACUAGUUGUACAAAUCCUUGUUCUACGAUCAGUUCAACCCAAUCAGAUGCGGUUUAGUGUGUGUUCUGUUCCUAGUUGUGAGCCAUCGAGAACAUACUCCAUGGCAUUGCUCAAACGCCACGAAAUCUAAUCAGAAAGGGGGAAAGACGGGGCGCUGGCUUGUGCUUUAUUCGGCCUCCACUGGACUAACUUCUUUGUUGGUGUUUUCUCUUAAAAAUGUUACAUAGCUGCAUGGCUCUUCUUUUGCCCAUUAUUGUUUUUAAUAUCAUGAUUUUAAACUGCUUUCCACUGUGCUUUGUUGGUGUUGAGGGUUCAGAAAGUUGCCUUAUUUACCUGGUAAGCUGAAAUAGCACAGCAGUAAAAUUGACUUUUCUCUUCUGAGAAAUGUUGGCCAGUGGAAAAAAACUGUUCCUGACAUUAUUCAUUCUUUCUCCGCCCCAUCCCACCCCCCUUCUUCACUGUCGGAUUUCAAAUUCCAUUCUGGCUAUUUGUAUGCUUAGUCAAAAGAAUACAUUUUCACAGUCUUCUUUGGCAAAUAGAUCCGGGCACAUGGCUGGGGUAUAGUGAGAUGUAAAAAGAAGCAGCUUCCAAAGCCUUUCAGUUGAGGAUAAACCCAGGGCCCCAUGCAUGCUAAGUAAGGACGGUAUCACUGAUAUAGGACUGCAAACCUCCACGAACACUUUCAAAGGGAGAUAUCUCACCUGACAGGGGAUUCCCACCUUUUCAACCCUUUAAUGUGGUUCUCAACUUGUGGAUCUCGACACCUCUGGGGUCGUAUACCUUAUCAGAUAUCCUGCCUAUCAGAUAUAUACAUUAAUAUUCAUAACAGUAGCAAGAUUACAGUUAUGAAGUAGCAACAAAUAAUAUUAUGGUUGGAGGAUCACCACACAAGAAACUCUAUUAAAUUGUCACAGAAUUAUUAAGAAGGUUGAGAAUCACUGCUUUAAAACUAUGUUCUCCUUGGGAUGUGUAUGGUAUGAUGAGUGCACAUGUAGGAUCUAUGAUAGGAAUGGUGAGCUGAAAUAGUAUGGAAUAAACUUAAUAGAGAUGGGGUCCUGGAUGACUCAGGAGUUCUUAUAUUAUUCCCUCUGUUGCCAAUUUCUAAUUGCACAUAGAUGUGUCUGCAUGUGGGUAUGUACAUAUGGGUUCAGGUACCCUCAGAGGCAUUAGAUUUCUUUGAUCUGGAGUCACAAAGGGCCCUGAGCUGCCUGUCCUGGGUUCUGAGAACCAAAUUCAGGUCCUCUACAAAAGCAACAAUUACUCUUAACCACAGAACAGUCUCUCCAGUCCCUACAUUUAUUAUGUUUUAAAUCUUUUCAUAAACCCCCUAUGUGAGUUAGCAAUUAUUUUCUCUCUCUCUCUCUCUCUCUCUCUCUCUCUCUCUCUCUCUCUCUCUCUCUCUGUGUGUGUGUGUGUGUGUGUGUGUGUGUGUGUGUGUUUAGGAAUACCACCUCCUAUCAAAUGAAGAUAUAUAAAGAUUGCUAUAACAAGAGUUUAGGCCUCAUUGGUUUGAGGAAUCCAGUUAACAACUUCUGGAGCAAUUAGCAAAAAUGAUGAAUUAGUAAGGGUCUCAGUGUGUGUGUAGACUGGAGUUCAAACCCCGAGUCGCACACAUACUAAAUGUGCUCUAUCACUGAACUUCCUGCUCUGCCCAUUGUGAAUUUUCACUGAAACUCAAUUCGAAUUAUGGAAACAGAAAAUAUAAACAGAAGAAUACAGAUUAUCCAGGCUUUCAUUAUAGAACGUAAGCUCUAUCUUUAAAUUUAAAUAGGAUUUAAUAGAAUAAAUUUAAAUUUAUUUUUAAGCUGUCACAACUCAAUUAUUAAACGAUGAACAAUUUAAUUAAAAAUAAGCAAAAACCAGAAUAUUUUUCCAAGAAGAUAUGUCCAUGGUUAAUGUGCACCCGAAAAGCUGUUACAACAUCGCUCAUCAAAUCAACAUCACAGCAAGAUGCUUGGACCUCCCUGGAUGGCGAGGACCAAAGCGUCAGAUCAGUGUUGGGAGGAUGUCAUAAUUUUGAAACCCUGUCACACAGCUCAUGAAAUGUAAAAUGCUGCAGCCAUGUUUUAAAACAGCCUGUCAAUUUUUCAAAUGGGUAACAUAGAGCUAUCAUAUGGUAAGCAAUUCAGCUCCUAGAUAAAUAAUAUAUGUUCCAUAAAAUAUGUACAUGAGCUGGGAGGUAGUGGUGCUUGCUUUUAGGGAGCCAGAGGCAGGUGGACCUGAAUUCAAGGCCAAUCUAGUCUACAGGGUGAGUUCCAGGACAGCCAGGGCUACAGAAAGAAACCCUGUCUCACACGCAUACAUAUGGAAGUCUUCAUAGUAACAUUGCUCAGAAAAGCAAAAGGGUAGAAACAUUCCAAAUGCCCAAAUAAACGUGAGCCUGCUACAGUCAGAAAAAAUAAUAAAAAUACUGACACAUGCCAGAGUUUGGAUGAACCUUGAAAGCAUCAGGAGGGAAGCUGACCUCAGAAGUUCACAUAUUCUGUCAUUCUACUCGUAUGCAAGUCUACAAUAGAGGACUCCAUAGAAAUCAAAAAAGGAGACUGAUUAUUCCUUUGGGCUCUGCCUAGGGAAAAGAGGAAAUAAUAAGAUGGGAGUUAAGGGAUGUGAGGUUCUUCUUUGGUGCAAGAUAUAUGCUCCAAAACUGACGUUGAUGAUGGAUGUGCCACUUUGUGUAUAUGUUAAAGAGCUCUAAGCUUUACUUUAAAUGGAUGUGUUUAAGUGUAUGUUAUAUUCCAAAGCUGUAUAUUACAAGACACAGGCAUUCUUCAUGCCAAAUAUAAAAACCAAUCCAGGUCCACAUAUGUCUAUGAAAUAAUUUUCUGGUAAUUGAAUGUUGGGAAAACCUACCAUUCUUUCCUUGGAUGUUGGAGAGAAGACAGAGUCCAUGCCUUCUUUAAUAAAGCAUGUCUACAUUCUGUAGAAUUCACUGGUUGAAAUUUUUGCAUUGCCCACUCAUUUCUAGCUCCGUGGUGUGCAUGACGAAAAAUAUGUGCCUGUGAAACAUUCCCCAUGCUAUUUUUGAGACUUUGCCCCUCGAUGCAAAUGUUGAUUACACUACCUUACUUAUGUCAUUGACACAUCGGCAGCAUUAAAUACUCAAUACCGUGAA
Molecule: messenger RNA, 7247 nt
Organism: Peromyscus leucopus (white-footed mouse)
Lineage: Eukaryota; Metazoa; Chordata; Mammalia; Rodentia; Cricetidae
Product: protocadherin beta-13-like
Biological process (GO): homophilic cell-cell adhesion
Cellular component (GO): plasma membrane
Molecular function (GO): calcium ion binding
Source: RefSeq, a predicted model, not a curated record